Molecule: messenger RNA, 501 nt
Organism: Podospora anserina S mat+
Lineage: Eukaryota; Fungi; Ascomycota; Sordariomycetes; Sordariales; Podosporaceae
Exons: 2
Coding region: 1-501 (166 amino acids)
Source: RefSeq, a predicted model, not a curated record
AUGAAGUCGAUUUUCUCCCUCGCUGCCGCUGCCGCCCUCGUCGGCCUGUCCAACAGCACGCCACUCCCUGACGCAACAGCCGCCGCUCACGGCCCCUACCACAUCUCAGGCUUCUUCGCCUCAAAGCCGCAUUUGAGCAGUGGCUGCCGAUUCGAAUUCAACCUAACAUCCCCCACCCUCCCCUCCACCCCCCCAGUCUACUGCUGGGCCUCAGUCGAGCUAGGCUUCUCAGGCGCAACCUGGCUGGGGUAUGUGUAUCAAGGACUAGGUCACUGCGAUAACGAGAGGGUCGACUGGACGUUCAACCAUCCCAGAGGGGCAGAGACGGAUAGAAACGACGCGGUGUUUAAUGUCACGGUUGACGGGGUGUUGGGGACGUAUAGGGUGCCGAAGGAGGAUAUCUAUGUGAAUUUGAACGAUGAGGGGAAUCCGUUUGAUAAUGAUGUCAGUUAUAGCGGGCCGAGGGAGUUUGAGAUUGUGGAUUUCCCUGGGGGGAACUAG